Molecule: messenger RNA, 913 nt
Organism: Mangifera indica (mango)
Lineage: Eukaryota; Viridiplantae; Streptophyta; Magnoliopsida; Sapindales; Anacardiaceae
Product: probable glutathione peroxidase 2
Exons: 7
Coding region: 50-658 (202 amino acids)
Biological process (GO): response to oxidative stress
Cellular component (GO): cytosol
Molecular function (GO): glutathione peroxidase activity
Source: RefSeq, a predicted model, not a curated record
CAUCUAUAACGAAAGAUUAUCAAAAUUCAACCAUAGCAGUUAGGUGGGCAUGCCUUUGUUGAAACAUACCAACGGGGUUUCCAUUCUCUUUCUUGUUCUUGCUCUAUACCUGUAUUUUUACAAAUAUCCAGCUCCUUCUCUCUCCACCAAAAUGGCUUCUGAAGACUCUCCAAAGUCGAUCUAUGACUUCACUGUCAAGGAUAUUCGCAGAAAUGAUGUGAAUCUAAGUGAUUAUAGAGGGAAGGUUCUCUUGAUUGUCAACGUUGCUUCAAAAUGUGGUUUAACUCAGUCAAACUACAAGGAGUUGAAUAUUUUGUAUGAAAACUACAAAAACAAAGGGUUUGAAAUCUUAGCUUUUCCUUGCAAUCAGUUUGCCUGGCAAGAGCCAGGAAACAAUGAGGAGAUCCAGGAAGUUGUAUGCACAAUGUUUAAAGCUGAGUUCCCAAUCUUUGAUAAGAUUGAUGUGAAUGGGAAGAACGCAGCACCCCUGUUCAAGUUUCUGAAAUCAGAGCAAGGCGGAUACUUUGUAGAUGCUAUCAAGUGGAACUUCACAAAGUUUCUGGUAGACAAAGAAGGGAAGGUUGUGGCGAGAUAUGCCCCAAGAACAUCUCCUCUCAACAUUGAGAAAGACAUACAAAAUCUGCUGGAAUCUUCUUGAGCGAGCUACAAGGAUAUCGGAAAGCGCCGUCUUGACCAAAUUCUCCAUGAACUAAGCUUUGAACCAUCAUGUGUUUGUAAAUGUAACCCUUUGCGGAUUCAUACUUGUUGGUUUGUAAUUUUAUCUUCUAUGCCUAAAAACUUAAGUAAUAAUAAUUCAUGGUAGAAAUAACUGUUUGGAUUUGUACUAUCAAAAACUUAUUAUUAGUCCACGAAGAUUCAAUAAAAUUAUACGUACCUAUUUUGAGUAUACAAA